Messenger RNA from Ceratitis capitata (Mediterranean fruit fly), 7625 nucleotides. It is a transcript of the gene wapl, whose product is annotated as protein wings apart-like. The coding region runs from base 997 to 6258 and encodes 1753 amino acids. The record is from RefSeq and is a predicted model, not a curated record. NCBI's taxonomy places the organism in Eukaryota, Metazoa, Arthropoda, Insecta, Diptera, Tephritidae. The transcript is spliced from 7 exons. Gene Ontology annotation, biological process: regulation of chromosome condensation.
ACGAGAAAAAUAAAAAUGGCUCCGAUACAUAAAAGUAGUAAACUUCGCCAAAAAUAAUUUCCGAAUUUUAUUAAUUUAAUGCAAAUUUUCGUGUGUAAAAAUACUGUGAGUAAAUUAAAGAUAGUGGACGAAAACUUUGAAACAUAUUCGGCAGGCAGAAUAAAUGUGUUGUGUGUAUUUUAAAGUGUUUUGAAUUUCGUGUACUCUUGCCGUCUGUCCUACAAAGAAAAGCACACAGGUACGGUGACAGUGAACACGAAUGUGAAAGCAAAUCGAAAAUAUUCGUAAUUUUUGUGCAACUGUUGGUCACAUAUUGCACAAAUCAAAUCUGAAUCGGGCAAAAUUAGUUUGUAAAUAAAUUCAAAGGAAUAAUUUAUGUGAAAAAGCCUUUUCUAUUAUAUUGUAAAAUUUUAUUACACUCGGUCGGGUCCAUUGAUUGGGUGGCUGCAGAAGAAAAAAGUGCUGGGUGUUUUUGGAUGGGACGAAAAUCUUAUUGGGGGAACAGAUGAAAGUCGCGCCGAAAGGAAACUACAUAAAAUUACAACAAAAACAUAUUUGACGUUUUAUGUUGUGUUUACUGAACAUCGUGGUGGAAUUAAAACUUUUGAAAGGUGGUGAAUACAAGUACGGCUAUCAUGCGCCGCCUGCAUAAAUACAAAAGAAAACAAAAACAAAAAAGUUAUUUAAACUUAAUUGAACUAAGAAAUCAUGAAUAAUUAUAUAAAGAAACAUGUACAUUAAUAAUGAUAUCAAGCAUAUCGAUCUUGGUAAAAAAAAAUAUUGUGAUUUAGUUAAUCACUUGAAAAUUAAGAUCUUUGAAAUUUGGUAAAUGUGGCUUUGCAUUUUGUGCAAAUAUUUAUAAAUGAAAAUAUCAUGUUCCAUAACAUAAAGUUCAAAUGAAAAUAUACAAAGUCCAUAUAAUAUUUAUAAACUUAUUCGGAUUUGUGUCGCACAUUGUAGUGUAAUCUUUAAUUUGAUUAUAAAAAUUGCUUUAUAAUGUCGCGGUGGGGCAAAAAUAUCGUUGUCCCGUUGGACGUGCUUUGUAAAGGAGAAGAAAGCACCAAUCGUCCAACUGUAGCGCGCUCCGUCGGUACUGUGGGUAAAUGGGGCAAAAUAGGAUUUACAUCAACUCGUACCUACGCUUUAGCGGCACUUUCUCCAGCCGUAGCAGCAGCAGCUGCCGCCGCGGCCGCGGCAGCUAGUCCAGCUCAGAGCCCUGCGUCAUUACUGGAUGAUGACUUGUCACCCUCUGUACCGGAACCGCCAAAGCCUAAGAAAUUUUUUAAAUCGCGCAACACUGCACCGCCAGAGGUGAUUGCACAAAUUAUUCAGAAUAUGCCUCGAACACCAGCGUCGCCUGUGCGUGAAAGUUACUCGGCGGGCACUUCAAAUGCAGGAUCAACUAGCACACCAGUCCGCGAACCAAUUAAAUUAAAAAUACCGAAAACAAAUGCUGGAGAACGUAAGAAAAAGUCGCCAAAAAAGACAAGUGCAAAACAAGUGCCAGCGGCCCAAAGUGACGACAACAUUGCCAACGAUGCAUCAACGGCAAUAUCCACUAAGACGGCUAGUGAAUCUAAGCAAAAAAAGAAGAAAGAAGAGAAGAAAUUAAAACCCGAGGCACCGCCUUCACGUGUUAUAGCCCGCGCACGAAAAGUAGUCAACUACUGUGAAGAUGAUGAAGAUGAACGCAUACCAACUCCUCUAAAGGAUAUAAUUUUCCCUAAGGACAAACCUUCGAAGGCCGAAGAAACAAUUGUUUCUCCUGCUGAGAUCAUACAAGAAGCAAUUGUGACGGUACCGGAAUUACCGCCGCCUUCAGCACCCGCGCCCUCAUCUGUUGCUAUUAGUUCGACGAUAAUUGGAAAUGCAGCAAGUACGUCGGCAAUAGUCACACCCACGUAUACACCGAAGACUCCAGAGCAUCCACCAAUAGUGUUGCGGAUUUCAAAAGGUACAUCUCGUUUAGUGAGUACGGACAGCGAAGAACAGCCGGCGAGUAAUAACAUCGCUUCCCCGCAUCAACAAAACGACACGGAGCCAUCAAAAUCCAGACACACCUCCACAGAAGAAGUUCCUUCCGCACACCCGCCAUUGGUACACAAUACGCCAAAGAUUAUUGUAAAACCACUGCGGCCGCCAUCACCCGAACCUGUGUUACCACCGCCUUCCUUUCCCGCUCCCCACACAUCAAACGUAUCACAUCAUAAUUCUGAGGAUCCAUCAGAAAUCAAUUACUCAACAGUAAAGAUUUCCCCUGACAAACCGCCCAAGGAGCGUUUGAAACUCAUUAUAAAAACCGACGUAAUACGGAACGCCAUUAAAGCAGCUGAGGCAGCAAAAGCUGCUGCAGCAGCUCAAAAAGCAGCCGCUGCUGCAGAAGGAGGAACUGGAUCCGGUGGUGAACGUGAUAAGAAACAGAAAAGUAAAAAACAUAAACAUUUGAAGCAUGCGGCUUUAGAGCAGAUUUCAAAUUCUCUUCAAGCGAAUAUUGCAGCGACUGGCAGUGAAUUUAAAACGCCUUCACCACAUUUAGCGUUCAGUGCGCACAUAGAGCAACAACAUCAAGCAGUGAGUGGCCCUGGACGAACGGUCAUUUCACCGCCGGCGCUCUCAGAACGCGACUUUGAUUCACAAUCGUCUGUUUUGGGCAGCAUUUCAUCGAAAGGUAAUAGUACACCACAGCUACUAGCACAGGCUGUGCACGAAGAAAGUUGUGUGAUACACAGUCGUGGAUCUAGUGUCAUAACCAGCGACUUAGAAACAAGUCAACAUUCCUCCUUAGUAGCACCACCAUCCGAUAUAGAGUCCCGCUUGGAAUCCAUGAUGAUGGACGGUGAAGUGAGUCAACGAGCAACGAAUUUGGUAGAAGAACCGCUGCAGGAAGACAUCUUGGCUGUGUUACGUGGCGAUGAAAGCAUUCUUUCAGCUGCUGGUUUAAACACCGAGUCCAAUGAGCUUAAAAUGAAUGGUGUAUCGGAGAAACUGGAUACAGCUGGCAAUGAAUGUGUCCCAGCAGAGCAAAGAGAAGUUGAAAAAGAAGCCAAGACAAAUCGUCGUGUAACACGAGGACGAGGCCGUGGCGCUAAGGCGAAUUAUGUGGAAAAUGAAGAUGAAAGUAGCAGAUCACCACAGAAAACGCAACCAGUUGCAUCAACUAGAACGCGUGGGCGAAAAGCCGCCACUACAGUGCCACCUGUUCCCGUUGUGGAGGAGAAUAAUGUCCCCUCGAGUAAUAAGCGUGGUACGAGAGGGCGGCCGAAGAAGGAAGCGGUUAUAAAUAAAGAGCAGCCUAUAACUGUCACUGCAGAGGCUAAUGAAUUACCUACGAAAGCUGUCGAGGAAAAGUCAAUUCUACCCACAAUAGAGGUUGCGUUACCCCAAACAGAAGGUAGUACUGAGACACCGGCAGUCGUUUCAGCGCCAACAACACGGCGUGGCCGCCCAGCGCGAAACGCCAGCAAUAAUAAUAUUGUGAAUAAUAACAAUAAUAAUAUCAACAAAAUUGCUGCUAGUUUGUCUGCGAAAGCAGGUGCCGCCGAAGAGGCAGCAGCGGCAGCAACUAAGAGUGGCGCUACAAGUACAUCACCACUGUCUGGUAGUACACCGCCGGCGCCGCGAAGUUACAACAGAAAACGUAAGAAUCAACAAGUUACGCAAGUGUUACAACCAUCCGCAGAGGAAAUUGAAGAGCAGCAACUAAGCGCCACACCCGCUAAAGUAGCAAGUAUCGAUUACACCGAUUCGGCCACAUCAAAUGAUCUGAACGCUUGUACUUCACCUCAGUUAACCGCACAUUUGCAAACGUCAUCGCUAACGCCAACCCUAGAUCUACAUGACAGCAACUCAAAUUCCAAUUCACUUACCCGUCCAGAAAGUGUAACACCAACAUCACCGCCACGACUUGACUACAAAGUCAAAGAUAAAUUCAAGCGCACCCUAACGCUAGACAAUCAAGUUAAUUGCAAUGCGGUCGUAGAAUCGCCAACAGCUGGACUAUUGGCGGAACAUGUGGUCUACGGUGUCUGCAAUGAUGCGACUGUUGGUGCGAAUGGUGAGGAAGAACCACAGCGUGGUUCGGUAAAACUUGUGAUCUCAAAGAAAAAAGGCAGCAUAUUUAAGAGUCGUGCAUUGGUGGCACAGCAUCAGUCCGAGCAAACAGCGGCAUCCAAACGACAUCUCUACAAGCACAGUUGGGAUGCCGAAGCGAACGUCAGCACAACCGACAAUGCGAAUACUUCACCGCUGCAGAAGAACGAAACAACUGCCGGGGCUGCGGUGUUGCGAACUGCUGCCGAUGCUAUCUUCGACGACUUUAGCGAAGAUCUAAGUCCGAGCGCUGUGUCACGAGAUAAUAGUCCAGCACUUGGCAAGUUGACACGUGUGACUAAAGCCAAUAAUGCACAAAUACGAUCAAACAGCCCCUACGAUAUGGAUAUUGAUGGACAGAGUGAUACCGUUACCAGCGUAAAAGUCGAUCGCAAAGCUAAAGGAUUUUACACGGUCGUUCGUAAUGUUAAGACAGCGCAUCAAAUUCAGGAGAUUGGUGAAUACCAAGAGAUGGACGAUGAUGUCGAGUACAUACUUGAUGCACUGCAACCGCACAAUCCAACACCAACCCGCUGCCUGUCAGCUCUGCAAUUAGCCUCUAAAUGUAUGAUACCAACUUUCCGUAUGCACGUGCGGGCACAUGGCAUAGUGACCAAGUUCUUCAAGGCACUCUCAGAUGCUAAUACCGAUCAGAGCUUAGGCCUCUGUACAUCAGCAAUUAUGUUUAUCCUCUCUCAAGAAGGUCUAAAUAUGGAUCUGGAUCGUGAUUCGCUAGAAUUAAUGAUGAAUUUACUCGAAUCGGAAAUUGUUGCAGCACCCUCGGAUCGCGCUAAUUACGAGCGAAAUCGUCAAAAAGUACGUGAACUUUGUGAAGAAAUAAAAUCUCAAGGUAAAGCCGCACACCUCAAUGUGGACACACUCACAGUUGGCACAUUGGCGAUGGAAACUCUACUAUCAUUGACCUCCAAGCGUGCUGGUGAUUGGUUUAAGGAAGAGCUGCGCUCACUUGGUGGUCUCGAGCAUAUCAUCAAAACCAUUUCGGAUAAUUGUCGUCCAGUUAUAGAGUGCAGUAAUGGUGCCACACAUAUCCAUUGGACACAAUCACUGCUCGAUAAUAUGCAAACAGUCGAGCGUUGUUUGCGUGUGCUGGAGAAUGUAACGCAGUUGAAUGAAGAGAAUCAACGCUAUGUGUUGACGUAUGGCCAAGGUGCAGCGAUACAUACGUUAUGUUCACUUUUCACCCUGUGUGAUCGUGAAAUUAUGCAUCACGCAGCCGACUCAGCGGAACAUGCUGCCAAAGAUAGUCCUGGUACAGUGAUGCGUGAGCUACUCUUUCCGCUUCUCAAAGUGCUCAUCAAUUUAACCCAUAACUUCAAUCCGGUAAAAGCUUUGGGGGCCGAAAUGCUAGGCCAACGCAAUGCUGUUAUCGAAACCAGCUUCCGCCUGUUAUUGCAGGCACCCAACUACAUUCCCGAACGUUGUGUCUUUGAGCUAAGUAUACUGGUGCUGCUGCUGCUUAUCAAUCUCACCAUGUAUACGAUACCUAAUCGCGUGGCGAUUAUGAAGUCAUAUGCGCCACCCGAAUACAGUAGUCAUCAACAUAAUAAGGUGACUGCCGUGCAAGCUGUGAUGGAAUAUUUCUAUAGAUGCGAAGAAUUGGCUAGAUUGGUCGAAAAGAAUACAGAUGCCAUUUUGGAUAGUACUGAUAAGAAUAAAAAGAAACAAGAAGAAGUGGAUGAAACUGUAAAUAAUUUACUGAAAAACUCUGGCCAUCACAUGGAGCAUACUAUUAAGGGCAGUUAUGCAGCCCUGCUAAUUGGUCAUUUGAUCACGGACAAUGAGGAGUACGAAACGCUGGUGCGUAAACAUUUACGUGGAAAUGGUUUUAAGGAAAUUGUUAGUGUAUUGGAGAAAUACUACACUUUUAUGGAUCUGACAUGUUCGGAAGCUUCCGCAGUAGCGCACAUCAAAUCGACAAAGAAAUUAAUUGACUACUUCAAGAAACGUGAUUUAGUAUAUGAAAUGAACGAAACUGAUGACUGUGCGCUUCCGUUGAAUUUAGAAACACAUCACGCUUCAACAUCUGCUGCCAAUACAAAUACCAAUAAUCGUAUUGACCUUAUGGGUAAUGGCGAUAGUCCACCAACAGGGACCACAACAACACGUAGCAGUACACAACGCGUUUAUAAAAGCUAUAGUCAAAGAUAAUCACUAGACGAAUUUGUUAUUUUACACCUACACCACACAGUAGUGAUGCUACAGUAGUAGUAGUAGCAGUAGCAAUAUGCUGUAUAUUAAUUUUGAUAAAAAGAUUUAUGAUUUAUGCAUUGCUAAAAAAUGAAAAAAAAAACACAUUAAUAUCAAUUUUCCAAAACAUUUAUUGUAUUUUAAGCUAUUUCUUUCGUACACAAUUAAUUAAUAAUCUUUCUUUUGCUACAACAAUAGUAACAUGCUUUGUUUAGCUUGUGUGUGAACAAUGUGUAAUUUUAGGAUUUAUAUUGAGCAAUUUUCAAUUUAUUUAAAUUUACUGUUAUAAUAAUGCAAUCUUUUGGUAUAUAUAAAUUUUUAAACACUUAAAAGCUAAAUAUAUAUAUGUAUGUAUAUUUAAAUAGUCUUAAGUUAAGAAAUGGAAAGAGUCAGUCGGUUACUGCAAUUUUUUUUCUCAAUUAUAAUUAAUUAUUAUGAUUUUCGUACAGUAAGUAUUACAAUUAUACUCAUUUAUGUGCAAGAUAUACGUUAACGACAAAUACAUUUAUAUUACAUAUAAAUAUGUUUUGCGGAUAAGAAAGACACGAACAAAAAAGUAAAAAAAAAAAACUGACUAAAACGUUGAAAGAAGAUUAUUUAAAGAUGCAAAUGGUAAAUGUGUCUGCCUAUCUAACAUUUGAAAUAACUGUAAUUUGUAAUUCUAAAUGUAAUUGUACUUUUUAAGCAAUAUUAUUAUUAUUAUUAUUAAAUUGUAUUGUAUUUCACUGUAAAUAACAUAGAAAUUGGAUAUUUCAUAUUGGAUUUUAUUUUAAUGCUAAAGCGCACUCCACAAGUGCACACCCCCCUCCCCGACACACACACACACAUACAGAGACACUUGUAUGCAUAUAUUUACCUUACUUAUACAUAUAUAGACCGUUAACGUUUGUUUUUGUUAAAACAUUCGUAAUUGUAUUGUAGUUUAAAUUAUGUUGCGCGCAACUAUUACGUAUAUAUAAUAUGUAUGUAUGUUGUAUGUUUGUGUGAAGAGGAAAAUUUAGUGUUGUAUGUUGACAAAACUGUAAACAAAAUAACAAAACAAAUGUGACAAAAAACCAACAACUAUAAUACAUGAAAAUCACAAAAAAAAAAAAAAGAAUUCACUUAAAAUGGUCAUGUGCGUGUGUUUUUAGGAACAAAAAAAAAAGUGUGUGAAAUUUGCAUUGGGCGCAACAAUUUAGGCUACAAAAAAUCUAAAAAAAGCAAAAUUGGUUAAAUAUACAUACAUACAUUAAAAAAAACCUUAUUAGAAUGUAACAUAACACUAAUGAGAGCUGAAUGUAAUAAAAAAGAAACAAAAAAAAAUAUCACACAUACACACACACACA